AUGAAUAUGCUAAACUUUCCCACCGCUACAGACAAUAAAGUUAUUGGCUGGAGCUCAAAUCAUGGAGGUGAAGUUGUUCAUUGCGAGCAAUCAUUCCUGAUGCCCCAGCAAAAGCCAAAAUCAACAAAACUCGAUUCGCUUCCAUCAAUUCAAUCGGCCAGCCCCCCACCUGAACCGAAGAAACCUGAAGAGGUUAGGAUUCCUGAAGAAACUCGCUCCGAAGAAGAAGAAAAUGAUACAGUACAAGAAGAACCAGAAAUCCCAUUAGCUCCAAAUUCCGGAAAUCUAAUUAUAAAACCGAACGAAUUAGGGUUUAUACCUCCGGAAAGAUGGGAGAACGUUCCAACUGUCGAGUUUUCAAGUCUACAAAGUGUAUAUUUCCCAAAGCGAUCUUCGAAAAAGCUUCGAUUUGAACAAAAGUUAUGGAACGCUUUACUUCUAACGCAAAAAUACCCAAGCUUGAAACCUGUAAUUGGUGUCGAAUGGAUAACGAAUGAUGUUAUACGAGUAGAAGUCAAUACUCUUGCCAAACUAUUGGGUAUCUCCAAAGCUACAUCUGCUCUUUGUUCUCCUCAGGGCUCAUUUCCUUCUCACGGCUUCGUAGAAAUCGUAAAACAAGAUGGUGGAUCAUAUAUGUUCAAUAAUUCGGAGAAUGUUCGGUAUUAUCAGCAUGAAAGUGGAUGUUUCCGCUCGGAUUCCACUCAAGAAGAUUUAGAUAAAUGUAAAUGGACAAGCAAAAAUAAGCAUUCAGGCUUCUAUUGA
Molecule: messenger RNA, 762 nt
Organism: Trichomonas vaginalis G3
Lineage: Eukaryota; Parabasalia; Trichomonadida; Trichomonadidae
Product: transcription-initiator DNA-binding domain ibd family
Exons: 1
Coding region: 1-762 (253 amino acids)
Source: RefSeq, a predicted model, not a curated record